AUGAAGAUGGGAGGAACCUGGCUGGGUCUGCCAGUUGGACAGCACGUGCUGGGUCUGGGACACAGGCACUUUUCAAACAAAUGGAGAAACAUGAUGGAUUUCAGAAAAUUCAGGCUGUUUGUUUGCCUUGUAGGGCUCAGCUGUGCUAGCUUCUGCGUUUUUUACAAUUUGUCUGAAUUCCGUAUAUUCUGUGAAAACAGUCAAGAUUACAUAUUCCCCAUAGAGACUUUUAGGAGAAUCGAAGGAAACUUCUCUCAGCUCCCGGAUAUAGACUGCCAUAAGAACCCACCUUUCCUCAUCUUGCUUGUGACAUCCUCGUACCACCACGUCGACGCCAGGAUGGCCAUCCGGCAAACCUGGGGGAAGGAGAGAACAGUCGCUGGUAAGCGCCUGGUGACAUAUUUCCUCCUGGGAAGCACUGUGAAUCCCAGCCAGCAGGCUGAUAUCGCUGCUGAAAGCCAAAAGUACAAAGACAUUAUUCAAAAGAAUUUUACAGACACGUAUUACAAUUUGACUUUGAAGACCAUGAUGGGAAUUGAAUGGAUUCACAAAUUUUGUUACCAGUCCAGCUUUGUGAUGAAAACCGACACAGAUGUGUUUGUCAAUGUUUUUUAUCUCACUGAGCUUCUUCUAAGGAAAAAGAGGACCACUAGAUUCUUCACAGGCUUUUUAAAACUGCACGAGUACCCUAUACGAAGAAGAGGGAGUAAGUGGUAUGUGAGUAGAGAAGAGUAUCCGGGAAAGAUCUACCCGCCGUUUUGUUCCGGAACUGGCUAUAUUUUAUCCACCGAUGUUGCUAGUCAGAUCUAUAAAGUUUCAGAGAGUGUUUCGUUCAUUAAACUGGAGGAUGUAUUCAUAGGACUGUGCCUUGCCAAAUUAAAAAUUCGGCUGGAGGAGCUUCAUUCAGAGCAGACGUUUUUUCCAGAAAGGAUUAGGUUCUCUGUUUCUCGCUUUAAGAAAAUCGUGAUGUGCCAUGAAGUAGAACCAUCUGAGCAACUGAGCUACUGGAAUCACUUAGUGACAGAAAAUCAUGGAGGAGUUCUCUAG
This is a messenger RNA of Cariama cristata (Red-legged seriema), 1047 nucleotides long. RefSeq names its product UDP-Gal:betaGlcNAc beta 1,3-galactosyltransferase, polypeptide 5 (gene B3GALT5). Gene Ontology annotation, molecular function: N-acetyl-beta-D-glucosaminide beta-(1,3)-galactosyltransferase activity. NCBI's taxonomy places the organism in Eukaryota, Metazoa, Chordata, Aves, Cariamiformes, Cariamidae. The transcript is spliced from 2 exons. Bases 1 to 1047 code for a protein of 348 amino acids. The record is from RefSeq and is a predicted model, not a curated record. Gene Ontology annotation, cellular component: membrane.